GUCACAUUUUGAGUAUUUCUACCAGGUCCACUGUGCAGAGGAUCAGUAUUUCUGAUAUCACUUGUUAGUGCCUUAUAGUCAAAUAGUUUGAGGUAGUGCAUUUUAACACUUGGUCUAAACGAUGGCUCAUUACGAAGAAGUAAAUGUGCGCGGUUAUGAUGAAUUCUGUCAGGCUGUGUCUGAGAGGAAAGGAAAGGAUAUUUUUGCUUAUUUCUCUGGGGAUAAAGACGCCUCAGGAAAGAGCUGGUGUCCAGACUGUGUGACAGCGGAGCCAAUUGUCAGAGGACAGAUGAGUCAUCUUCCUGAGGGCUCUGUUUUCAUCUACUGUCAAGUUGGAGAAAGGGCCUAUUGGAAGGAUUCAAGUAAUGCGUUCAAGAAGACGCUGAAGUUGAGUGGAGUCCCCACUCUGCUGCGAUACGGCACACCUCAGAAGUUGGUGGAGGAGGAAUGCUUCAAAGCCGAUCUGGUGAGGAUGAUGUUCACCGAGGACUGAGGCAUCCUGAUCUCUUCACAUCAGUCAUUUCAUCAUUUCUUCGCUGUUUAACAGUAAAGUUUACCACCAUUCAAUUCCAGCAUCAUUGUCAAACCAUGCACUACGUACAUCUCCUUCUGUCAUGUGAUGCAAAUCAACAACACUGUAACUUUACAACCAAAAUAACGAGCAUCCUGUGUAAGACACAGCUAUUCACUUAAUUCCGACGGGAAUAUCUUGCAAAGACAAACAUGUGGAACGGACGUAAUUCCUACUAAUGUUUCUUGUUCUGCUUUAUGUGCAAUCACUCAGUCCCGAUUUGUAAUUUGAUCUCGAUGCAUUUCUUCAAAUGUAAUGUUAAUCUAACACACUGUUGAUUUGAAAAAUAUCUUUAUUGUGACCAUUUUAUUAUGUGAUUUUUUUGUUGCCUUGCAGUAGGACUCAAAUGAAGUAGGACUUGAUGUUGCAAAUCGGUAGCAAAAGAAAACGUUUUUGUAAAGUGUUGUAUUAUGACUGAUAAAGCUGAAAUGUUGAAGUCCCACAA
Molecule: messenger RNA, 1016 nt
Organism: Epinephelus lanceolatus (giant grouper)
Lineage: Eukaryota; Metazoa; Chordata; Actinopteri; Perciformes; Serranidae
Gene: txndc17
Product: thioredoxin domain containing 17
Cellular component (GO): cytosol
Molecular function (GO): protein-disulfide reductase [NAD(P)H] activity
Source: RefSeq, a predicted model, not a curated record